AUGCAAAAACGCAAGCGCGAUAUCGAUUCCUGGAACACCUUCCUCCACCACCCUGCAAAUACAAAUAUUCAGGCGGCCGCGAAGUAUUUGGCUACCGCAUUGCGGCCAAAGCUUGAGAUGGGUAUCUUCGACGCUCUCGCUUUCAAAGGCGGCACACGUGUAAAAUCUCCUGGCAGAGAGAAGCAGUCUGGCCGGUCAUGGGCUCCACAGGAUCUUCCUCCAGGAAGAUCUUACCAAUGGCCGACCGUCGCGCUGGAAGAGGCCUUCUCGGAAUCACGAGAGCAAGUCAAACAAGAUGUGGUAUAG
Histoplasma mississippiense is the source of this 306-nucleotide messenger RNA. RefSeq lists its product with no specific name. NCBI's taxonomy places the organism in Eukaryota, Fungi, Ascomycota, Eurotiomycetes, Onygenales, Ajellomycetaceae. Bases 1 to 306 code for a protein of 101 amino acids. The record is from RefSeq and is a predicted model, not a curated record. The transcript is spliced from 2 exons.